AUGAUAACAGCCUUCGUCACCGGCAACGCGGGUAAAUUGCGCGAGGUUCGCCAGAUCUUGGGCGCGGCCAACAUCGAGGUCGACUCGCAGGAACUCGAUAUUCCCGAAAUACAGGGCUCGACGCGUGAGGUCGCCAUCGCCAAGUGCCGCCGCGCCGCCGAGCUGCUCGGCCGUCCUUGCAUUACCGAGGACACCGCGCUCUGCUUCAAGGCCUUGAACGGUCUUCCCGGGCCGUAUAUCAAGUAUUUCCUCAAGGAACUCGGUCAUGAUCGUACGUUACGUUGCCAUCGGAGCGAAUGA
Dichomitus squalens LYAD-421 SS1 is the source of this 300-nucleotide messenger RNA. Its product is annotated as Maf/Ham1. The record is from RefSeq and is a predicted model, not a curated record. Gene Ontology annotation, biological process: nucleoside triphosphate catabolic process. The coding region runs from base 1 to 300 and encodes 99 amino acids. Gene Ontology annotation, molecular function: nucleoside triphosphate diphosphatase activity. Gene Ontology annotation, cellular component: cytoplasm. NCBI's taxonomy places the organism in Eukaryota, Fungi, Basidiomycota, Agaricomycetes, Polyporales, Polyporaceae. The transcript has 2 exons.